AUGUCGGUUGAUUCUCAAGCAACGCCACCUACCCGAAAUCUUCACAAGAAGUACUUAAUGGUUCCGAGGUCCCUUCCUUCGAAGCUGGUCAUGGACGUGCAAAGAGAGCGGUGGCAGAUUAUGAUGGGCGGGGGUAACGACCGCGCGUCGUCAGAUGAGGAGGAAGAAGAAGACGGAGAUCAUGGCGUGGAUUCCCACGACGAAUGCUCAAAGAUGGAACGAUCGGGGAAAAAAAAGAACAAGCGGAAAAAGAACGCUAAGGCCCAGCGCAGCAAGAGGCAGGUGGGGAACGCGAAAGGUUCAAAACUCGGAACACAGCUGGUCGGAGGCACGGGGACCAGCGCUGGAGUCCGAGGUGGACAGCGAGGCCUGAAAGGAAGUUCUUCAGCUUUGGUAGGCCCCGGGGCCCACACAGCGCGAGACGAGGAGGCUCCUCUCGUCAGCGCGGAAAUGACAGGUCUUGCUUCUCUAGGCCCGGUGUUUGAGGCUGCAAGUGUCCCUGGGGAUGUGUUUAAGAUGCCAUAUCAGGGCGACCUCUUCGGUACGGGAGGAACGUAUAUGGAAGGUAUGGUGUACAUGUCACGCAUGCCUGUGGGAGGGAAGGAGGGUCAGUCUCGGCUUAGCAAGCGGUCUGGAGACGGGCCGAAGCGGAGCACUGGCACUGAUGGGAGCAAUGACACCGAUCAUGGACUGGACUCUGAACGCGUUGCGGGCGACUCUGUGUCUAGCGGAGAGGGAGACCCCCAGCCGACGAACGAACAAAUUCCAUCUCAGCGAGAGCUUGAGGCAAAGAUCCAAUGCGCCAGCACCCUCCUUGCAUGGUCUACCCACAGAGAUAACGCGCAGAGGCUUGCCAAGGAAGGUGCGGUCGAAGCUGUCUUGAGAUUGUGCAAGACGGACCACCUCAUACUGCGGGGCUACUGCAGCGCCAUCCUCAAGCAGUUUGCUGCAACGCCAAUCUUGAGAGAGAAACUCGUCGCUCGAGGAGGGGUCCCUGUGAUCGCAGACAUGGCGUCUCAGUGCCGAAAAGAAGUAGUCCAGAGCAACUGCAUGGUGGCACUGGUCAACAUUACUUGCAUCAAUGGCCAGGAGGCCAAAAUGGUCGAAGACGGUUUGGUGCUGUCGAUGGUGAUGAUCAUGAGCGAACAGGAAGACUUUGGUCGGCUAUGUGCCACGGGCCUUUUCAACCUGACCUGUGUGUCCGAACCGUACAACCAUAUUGAGCGCGUGCUCAAGGCCCUAGUCGGGAUAUCGAGCUCUUCAUCGUUAGAGGUGAAGCAAUCCUGCGCUAGCGCGUUCUGCAACCUAGCUGACCUCCCUUCAAUGCAUGCUCGGUUGAUCGAGGAGGGAGCCGUUUCUACGAUCGGGAGCAUCGCUCGAGGAGCAUCGACGAAAACCCGUCGCAUCUGCGCUAUCGCGUUGCACUCCCUCGCAGCCAGCAAACAGGAGCGAACAAAUUUGGUGUCGAAGGGAAGCGUCCCUGUGCUGUACGGGCUGAGCAGCGACGAGGACCUGACGACGCUUCACUACGUCGCCUGCACGCUGGUCAGACUGGGGAUGGAGGAGCAGGGUCAUGCGCGCAUGAUCCAAGAGGGUGCCGCCAGCGCCCUCUGCAACAUCGGCAUGUCCUGCGCGGCCAUGCCAAUGACGAGCCUGCCGUGUGCUCUUACUCUUGACACGCUCAGCAAAAACGCCGAGUACAAGGUAACUAUCGCAGAGGAGGGGUGCAUCCCCGCCAUCGUAACCCUCCUACGUUCGAGCGAGGACGUGCCGACACAAUACCACGCACUCAUGACGUUGUGCAGCAUCGUCAUGAGGGAAGAAAACCACGCUCCCAUCCUGCAACAGGGGGCUCUUGCCUCCAUCCUUGCCCUCACGGCACACACCAACCACAGCGUGAGGGAGGCGUGUGCCCUUGUGCUUUUCAACUUCAGCUGUGGAUCAGCUGUUCAGGAACGUAUCGUGCAGGCUGGCGCAGUACCCGCCAUCAUAGCGUUGUCGGCAGGAGAAGGGGUCGAAGUCGCGUUGCAACGGCGGUGUGCGGCCGCCCUCUGUAACCUCGCUUGCACCCCUGCCAACAUCGCCAGAAUGGUGGAGGAAGGGGUGAUACCAAGCAUCAUCCACCUUCUCAAGACCGGGGAUAUCCAGUGCGUCAAGUACUGCUGUGCGGCGUUGUGCCUGGUAGCGCAGGACGUGCGCAACUGCGUACUGAUCAUCAAUGAGGGAGCUAUUCCGCACAUGCUGGCCGGGGCUAAGGACGGAGACAUGGUGACCAAACAAUCUUGCUGCGCAGUGCUCUCCACCUUGUCGAGUAAGGAAGAAUGCCGAGAGCAGCUUUGCAAUUGUGGUGCACUGCCAGCAUUGAUCCAGCUAGCUUCCAUGGACGACGAGGCCACCAAGCUGAGAUGCGUCGUCGCCUUUGCCAACCUCAGCUGCGAAUACACCAUCCGGGGGCAGAUGGUCGAAGGCGGCGUGGUUCGAGUCUUGUCCGAGCUGAGCACAAGUUACAAGGAGAAGACUCAGCUCUACUGUGCAAGAGCACUAUGCAACCUUGCGUGUCACCAUGGCAGCGAGAAGUCGCUCGUCGAGGGAGGAGGAGUGGCGGCACUCAUGAUGAUAGCGCUGGUCCGGAGCGUGAGCCUCGAGACGAAGCAGAUAUGUGCCAAGGCCUUGCUCAAUCUCGUCGCCGAGGACACCCUGCCAGCUCUCAUAGAGGAGGGAAUAGUUCCGGCGACCACUAACCUUAGCAAGUUGGACGACGAGGACAGCAUGCGAGCGUGCGCCACGGUGUUCGCUCUCCUAUCAGCAGACCCGAGAGGGAGGGCCAAGUUCGUCCAGCGCAAGUCAGCCCUGGUGUCUCUCUUCGGCCUCCUGCGCUCUACUGACCAGGGGACUCAAGUCAUCUGCGGAAAGGCUGUUUGCAAUCUUGUGAGCUGUCCGGACUCCCAACUAUCGGCAGUCGGGGCGGGUGCAGUACCUUGUCUGAGACAACUGGCCAAGCUUGGCGUAUCUGAGAUCGAAGCAUCCAUCGCAAUGGCCUUCCUGCUCAUGUCCGGCAACAGCAAGUGUCGGAUGGAGGUCACUAGCACUGCCCUGCCUACCGUGGUCUACCUGUCACGCUCGCCGAAUUUCGAAGCUCGAUGCACGUGCGCACGGACACUGGGGGUGUUGGCGUGGCAUGACGACUCGAGGAGGGCGCUGACUGGAGUAGGGGUGGCCCGAGCAUUGGUAGGAAUCAUCGAAGACUACUCAGAGGGGGACGAGUGCCAAAAAGACCAGCUAGAAAUGUGCACGAGAGCUCUGUACUACCUUGCCACCGACCAAAGAUCUGCAGGAUGCAUGGUGGAAGCAGGAACGAUACGAGCUUUGUCCAAGGUGAUGGAGGUCGGCGCAACGGAAUCGGUUUUGCCCCUUGUAGCGGCAGCUCUGCGGUGCCUUACUCAAGUGCCAACUCGGGUGGAGACACCCGCGAAGGACAAAGACAAAGAAAAGCACAAGGAUGGGACCAGGAUGGGUGCCAGUGGUGACGGGGACGACGCAGAAGAGCGGAUAGCAACAAUCGAAGAGGAUGCUCCCAGAAUAGCUCAACUGGUGGCCUCACAGGGCGCCGGUGCCCUCGUUCGGCGAUUGGUGGAGGCCUCCGGCUCGGCGGAGGCGCCCGCUGAUUCACGCGAGGCGACACUCUAUGAUUGCGCUGUCGUUGUGUUCAACUUGGCCGAAUCAGCGGCUUCGUGCGCCGAGCUGCAGAGGGACUUGGUUGGGGAAGGCGGUGUAUUGCCUGCUCUUGCAACUCUCGCUGAGGUUAAGUGA
Ectocarpus siliculosus is the source of this 3810-nucleotide messenger RNA. The record is from the annotation of a GenBank genome assembly. Lineage: Eukaryota; Phaeophyceae; Ectocarpales; Ectocarpaceae.